AUGUUUGAAGCAUUCACGCACGGUUUUUCAUUACUCAAUGUCCUCUCAUUAGCCGCGUUCUUCACAACUGUUGCAUUGUUCUUCUGUGGAAUUCCAAUUUGUCGACAAAUAUGGAAACGACGAGACACGAAGGAGAUUUCGGGAGCGCCAUUUUUGAUGGGAGUUCUUGGGUGA
Cooperia oncophora is the source of this 174-nucleotide messenger RNA. NCBI's taxonomy places the organism in Eukaryota, Metazoa, Nematoda, Chromadorea, Rhabditida, Trichostrongylidae. The record is from the annotation of a GenBank genome assembly.